Molecule: messenger RNA, 1818 nt
Organism: Paramecium sonneborni
Lineage: Eukaryota; Ciliophora; Oligohymenophorea; Peniculida; Parameciidae
Source: the annotation of a GenBank genome assembly
AUGUCAUAAUUUUUAAAACCAAUACCAGCAUUAUCACCACCAAAAUCAAGAAAUACAAUAUCUCCAAACACAUAAUCUAAAAGUCCUCAUUAUGGAGAGUUAUAAUAAGGUUCUUAUUAUUAAUAAGAGUUUUUAGGAUCGACAUUAUAAAAGUCAUAAUAGAGUCUUAGAAAUUCUCAUUAUAUUAGUAAAUUUGAAAGAAGUAUUGAUAUGGAUAUGAAACAAAGCAAUACAUUUAUUAAUCCAGAAUUUGAGAUUAAAAAAUUGAUGAAUUUAGUAGAAUUAUAAUAGCAUGAAAUAAAUAAUUGGAAACGACGUUAUGAAUAAGCAGAAGCUAGAGUAUGAUAUAUAAUUUAAUGAUUUAUAGUGUAUAUCAUCCAAUUAGACAUAAACAAUGUUAGAAUAUGAGAAACAUUUGGAUUAAUUGACUAAGGAAUUAAAAAAUUCUAUAUCAUAAAAUGAUGAACUUAAUAGUAGAUUAAGAGAAAAAGAUACUCAAUUAAUUCGAUUAAAUAGAUAACUAGAUAUUUAGAAAUAAUAAUUAAAUGAUUAUUUAUCUGAAUUAAAGUAUGUUUAACAUGAAAAAGUGAACAUGGAUAAAGAUGCUUCAAUGCAAUUAUAUCAUAAAGAUUAGAAAUAUAAUUAAAAUCUAUAAGAAAUUUAGUAGGCCCAUUUAGAAUAAUUAUAAUUAAUGGAUGAUUAAAUCUAGUAAUUACAAGAUGAAUUGAUUAGGAGAAAUUAGGCUAUAGAAUUUUAGAAAUAAGAAAUUAUAUAAUUAGAUAAAAAUGUAAAUGAAUUAAAGAUAGGAGAGAAGAGUUUGAUAUAAUAAUUAGAAGCUUAAAAAGUUAAGUAUUAAGAUUUGCAAGAAGAAAAGAAGAGAGAAGUUCAUAAAUUAAUUUAAUAAAAUGAUUAAUAAAUUAAAUCUUAAGAAAAGGAAUUUGUAGAUGAAAAAGAGUGUUUGAUUCAUAGAAUUAGUUAACUUUAAUAUGAGUAUAACAUUUUGAAUUAAUAAAUAUAAGAGUAAUCAAGUAAGAUUAUUGAUAUAAUUUAUUUUAGAUUUGAUAUAAGGAUUACAAGAUGAAAUAUAAUCUUAAGUUGAAUAGAAUUGUAAUUUAUAAGAAUAACAUCAAUUAAGUAAUUAGGAUUUGGAUUAGAAAUAUAGAAAGUCAUUAUCAGAGAUGAAAAUGGAAUAUCAAUAAUAGAUUAAUAAAUUACUAUAGGAGAUUUAAAAAUUAAAUUAAUAAGUAGAUUCACAAUAAAAAUAAUAAUAAGAAGAUUCGGAAUAGAAUUAAGAAUUUUAGAUAGCUUUAGAAAAUAUGAAUUAACGUAAUUAGACUAUAUCAUCUUAAUUAAAGUAGGCAUAGAAUAAUUAUGAUUAAUUAUAAUUGCAAUAUGAAAAUGAUAUACAAGAGUAAAAUUAAGAUAUUGAAUAAUUAAAUGAUUAAAUAAAUGAAUUGACUGAAUUAUUGGAAUAGAGAUCAAAUGAAUUUGAUGAAUGUAGAUAAUAGAAGGGUUAAUUAGCUCUGAAAAACAAUGAGAAUAUUGUAAUUAGAAUAUUUAAAUUUAAAGUUAUUAAUUUAAAGAAUGUAAGUGGAUUUGGAAUGUUAAAAAUAGAAAUUGAUUGAGAUAUAGAAAUAGUAGGAAGUAUCAGAAUAAGUAAAAGAAGAAAUAAAGAGAUCAUAGAUUGAGUAAAUUAAGAGGUAAAUGGAAUCAUAGGUUGAAAUAUUGGAGAGUGAGAAUAGAACAUUAAGAUAUCAAAUAGAAGUGAAGAAUAGAGAAUGUGAAGAGUGGAAACAAUAGUAUACUAGAAAUUAAUGA